Messenger RNA from Musa acuminata subsp. malaccensis (wild Malaysian banana), 1569 nucleotides. RefSeq lists its product as uncharacterized. Gene Ontology annotation, biological process: tRNA processing. Gene Ontology annotation, molecular function: tRNA dihydrouridine synthase activity; flavin adenine dinucleotide binding. Lineage: Eukaryota; Viridiplantae; Streptophyta; Magnoliopsida; Zingiberales; Musaceae. The record is from RefSeq and is a predicted model, not a curated record.
UUAGGACUCGAUUCUUACAAAGUGGGACGGAGAGCGCAUGAGGUUUCGGCCUUUGCACUCUUCCGUCGCCGCCGCCGCCGCCUACAAACCUCACCCCAAGGCCCGCCUUCUCCGCCGCCUAAACCCUAUCUCGUCCAUGGCCGCCGACCCCCCGCCGCCGCAACUCGAGUCCGAGGAGGACCCUGACGAGCGCUUCUGCGCUGCCCUCGACCUCUGCUCCUUCUCCGACCCGCCCCCGCUGUCGCCGACGGAGCCCAUCGGCCGCCCGCUGAGCGGGGAGAUCCGGGUCGACCGGGCCUGGGCCCACUGGAAUCGGCUGGGCUCUCCCAAGCUCGUAGUCGCGCCCAUGGUGGACAACUCCGAGCUGCCGUUCCGGAUGCUCUGUAGGAAGUACGGCGCCGAGGCCGCCUACACGCCGAUGCUCCACUCGAGGAUCUUCUCCGAGACUGAGAAGUACCGGAGCAUGGAAUUCACCACCUGCAAGGAGGAUCGCCCUCUCUUUGUGCAAUUCUGUGCGAAUGAUCCUGAUGUUCUUCUGGAAGCAGCAAAAAUGGUCGAGCCUUAUUGUGAUUAUGUGGACAUAAACCUUGGAUGUCCACAGCGGAUUGCCAGGCGAGGGAACUAUGGAGCUUUCCUCAUGGAUAACCUCCCUCUCAUAAAAGCACUUGUCCAGAAGCUGUCACAAAAUCUUCAAGUUCCAGUUUCAUGUAAGAUUAGAAUAUUCCCAAACCUACAAGACACCAUAGUAUAUGCCAGGAUGCUUGAAGAGGCUGGUUGUGCUCUCCUAGCUGUUCAUGGCCGGACUAGAGAUGAGAAGGAUGGGAAGAAAUUCCGAGCUGAUUGGAAUGCCAUCAAGGCUGUGAAAGAUGCCAUUGGGAUACCUGUGCUCGCCAAUGGAAACAUACGUCACAUGGAAGAUGUUUACAACUGUUUGGACCACACAGGUGCUGAUGGGGUUCUAUCAGCUGAGUCUCUUCUCGAAAAUCCAGCUUUAUUUGCUGGAUUCAGGACAAUGGAACCAAAAGAAAAUAACGCAGAUGAGAUUAAGGACAAUGGGGGAUUGGACCAGGCAGAUCUGGUAGUGGAGUAUUUGAAGUUCUGUGAACAGUAUCCAGUGCCAUGGCGAAUGAUUCGCUCCCAUGUCCACAAGAUGUUAGGGGAUUGGUUCAGGAUACAUCCUCAAGUAAGAGAGGAACUUAAUGCUCAGUCAAAACUGACCUUUGAGUGGCUCCAUGAUAUGGUGACGAGACUCAAAGAACUUGGUGGAGGAAUCCCACUUUACACAGAGGAGGCUAAUACUGCCGCGAGAGCUGCGACAUGCAAUUCUUGAUUCUCUGAUGAUUACAAGUCACAUGUAUUUUUGGUCAUUCAAAUACCCAUGCAAGGAACAUGUACGAGUGUCAGCAAUUGCUUGGCUACUUGCUGGUGUCAUUCUUAUCUUUUCCAGUCAAAACACUGUGACCUCCCAGGAUGAGACCCAAAAGUGGUCUUUAUGCUUCAGAAGAGUGAUGAUGAUUAUUAAUGUAUCUUAUUAAUUUUGAGGUGACAGCAGAUGAUAUGCUGAAUCCA